Panicum virgatum (switchgrass) is the source of this 435-nucleotide messenger RNA. RefSeq names its product TATA-binding protein-associated factor 2N-like. The record is from RefSeq and is a predicted model, not a curated record. NCBI's taxonomy places the organism in Eukaryota, Viridiplantae, Streptophyta, Magnoliopsida, Poales, Poaceae. The transcript is spliced from 2 exons. Bases 1 to 435 code for a protein of 144 amino acids.
AUGACUGGCCCUACCGAUCCUGAGCCCACUCUCCGUGAGCUGGGCGCCGGCUUGCUGAACCUCGGCGCCAAGAUGGAUCGCAUGCUUGGACAGAUCACCACCAUCAACAGCAGACUGGACUCGCACGAUCGGCGCAUCACCUGCACAGAGAAGUUCCAGUCCGGCGACGACGACGGCCUUCCGAAGGACCAGCUGCGGCAACCAUGGCGCAGUACCAGUCUUGGCGGCUUGGGCGGCAGCGGCUUCAGUGGGCCUGGCGGUGCUGGCGGUGGUGACUAUCGGCGUGGCCUUGGCGGUGAUGGUGGUAGUGACUACCGACGUGGCGGGGAGUACAACAACGACCGUGGUGGAGGUUAUGGUGGCGGUGCUUAUUAUGAUGGUCGUGGCGGCAGUUAUGGCGGCGGUGGCGGCUACCCUGGCCACGGUGGAGGGUGA